UGUUAAGGUUGUGGUAGGGACGGCCCGAGGAGCACAAAUAGCACUGACCACAGCCCGUGUCCCCUGGAGAGGGCAAACGGGUUCGGGAGCCAUUAUUCGUGACGUAACUAGCUCGCUAACCGGCUGUUUUAACUCAGAAACUGCGGUAGCGGCGGGCUGUAAACGUCGGAAGUAAAUUACCGACAGUGACCUCCUGGCCAAAACGUGUUGAAGCGGAUAGGUCUUUACACCUUUUGUCAACUGAAUAAAAGGCGCACAGUAUCGGUACUAAGAGCAAAUAAAUAUUUUCUACUCGAGCAAUUUCGUUAAAAAAUAUAUAUUGUAACGAGGUUCGUUACAAUAUAUAUUAUUAAGGAGGGUGCGCGGGGUUGUAUUUUAUCGUGGGAGCUAGCUAGAUAGAGACAGCAACUCCUUGCCUCGUUUCGGUUAGUUUAGCCUGAUAUCUGACGUAGCUAGACAACUGCGACAAUGGAUAAAGCAAAAUCAAUUAUCGGAAAAAAAGAUUCAGGAUCCUGUCAUGCCAACGGACUUCAAAGGGAGUUUCAUUCUCAGGCUAACAUCGGGGGCUGUAACGCGUACAAAUCAAGUGGAAACUGUAGUGGUGCUAGUAACAAUAUUGAACUCUUCCAUCACCUGCAGACCGAUCAUGUCGAAGCCAAUGGGUCAUCUCCUGCGAAAAGAUGCAGGUUACGAAGAAGAGUUGAGUCGGCGAAGAGAAACAGAACACCCUUCCCCUGGUUCGGGAUGGACAUCGGCGGUACUCUGGUGAAGCUGGUCUACUUCGAGCCUAAGGACAUCACGGCGGAGGAGGAACAGGAAGAAGUGGAAAACCUGAAGAGCAUCCGCCGCUACCUGACCUCCAACACGGCGUACGGGGAGACGGGCGUCCGAGACGUCCACCUGGAACUGAAGAACCUGACCAUGUGUGGUCGGACGGGCAACCUGCACUUCAUCCGCUUCCCAACGCAGGCCAUGCACCACUUCAUCCAGAUGGGCAGAGACAAGAACUUCUCCAGCCUUCACACCACGCUCUGCGCCACUGGCGGAGGGGCCUACAAGUUUGAGAACGACUUCAGAACGAUGGCUGAUUUAGAGCUGUUGAAGCUGGAUGAGCUUGACUGUCUGAUUCAUGGCCUGCUCUACGUGGACUCCGUGAGCUUCAACGGCCACCCUGAGUGCUUCUACUUGGAGAACCCGUCAGACACCCAGAAAAGCGUGAAGACACCGUGCAGUCUGGCUGACCCGUUCCCUAUGCUGCUGGUCAACAUUGGAUCUGGGGUUAGCAUCCUGGCUGUAUACUCCAAAGACAACUACAAACGGGUCACCGGCACCAGUCUUGGUGGGGGUACGUUCCUGGGCCUGUGCUGCCUGCUGACUGGCUGUGAGACGUUUGAAGAGGCUCUGGAUAUGGCUAGCAGAGGCGACAGCAGCAAUGUGGACAAGCUGGUGAGGGAUAUCUACGGAGGAGACUAUGAGCGCUUCAGCCUCCAAGGAUCUGCUGUGGCCUCCAGCUUUGGCCACAUGAUGAGCAAGCAGAAACGAGACUCCAUCAGCAAAGAGGACCUGGCGCGGGCGAUGCUGGUCACCAUCACCAAUAACAUAGGUUCCAUCGCACGCAUGUGUGCCGUCAACGAGAAAAUCGAGAGAGUUGUGUUUGUUGGGAAUUUCUUACGUAUCAACACGGUGUCAACUAAGCUGCUGGCCUACGCCAUGGACUUCUGGUCCAAGGGACAACUGAAGGCCUUGUUCUUAGAACACGAGGGAUAUUUUGGAGCGGUUGGGGCAUUCCUGGAGCUGUUAAAGUCGUCUGAGGAGCCAUGAUGACAUGCCCAUGUCAUCCCUCAAGAAGCUGCCGACAAGCCGUUACAGGAAACUGGAAAAGCCAUUUAAUACUCUAAAUAUCUUUUAAUAUCUCUUCCCUAAAAUCCCCUCAAAUAGAGGUUUUAAUAAAGCUAAUGUAAUGUCUCGGGUCAUGAACCCUGGGUGGCAGGUAAGCGCUAAGGGUCACAGAGACGGUGUUAGUUCUUGGUACUGUGUGUAAAUAUCUAUUUUCGUAGUUCUAGAGUGCACUAAAGCCAAAACCUGCUGAGAAUUGACCUGUGUGACAGGAGUCUGCAGUCUUCGGUAUAGAGGAAAGGGAGUUUCUCUCAACAUAUGAAUAUUGCCUUGUCUGCUGCUGUUCUAUCCAUCUUUGUGAAAAAGGGGGAAAAGGGGUUUAGUUCCAUUUGUAUCAAAUGAAGGGACCAAAGAGGCUGAUUCAUCAUAAUUGACUGGCCCUUUUUAAUUCAGCGUGUCACAACGAGGAUCCACUGUCCUCUGUCGCUUGUGGCACAUUCAUCUUAGCUUUAUUAACCCAUCAUGGUUAACAGAUAUGGGGUGUUAUAAACCCUUGGUUCACCAGCCUCCUCAAACUCUCUAGUCUCUAGUCUCUUUUAGUGAUGAAGUUCUGUUGGUACGUCUGUCAGGUUCAGAUAAAUGUUACGAUCUUGAUACUUUGGUUAUUUUGAGAUGCUGCAUUACCAGUCCAGUACAAGUGUCCACUUCUGUUUGUUUCACACCUGCCCAUCUCACUAAGAAAGUGUGCCCUAUCUUCUCCAAACCUCGGACCAUGACGACACCCACUCUACAGCCAGUGGUGAUGUAGAAUCGCCUAGAAUUUAAAUUGCCUAGUAAGGACUGUUUUUGUGGUGUUUUAUCCAACGUAUUUUGUAAGAGAGGUACAUAACUACUGGCAGCAGUUAGUCUACAUAGUGAUUUUUUAAAAAGUAUUUUAUCUUAUGUCGGUGUGGGAGUUUCUCACCCAGUGCAAAGGGUUUAUAACCUGCAGUUUUGACAGAAAAUCUCUAUUUUGGCCCCCAAAGCAAUUCCCAUAGCUGCUAUCAAUUUUCUUGUUUUAUAUAUCAGUUAAAGCUGUUCAAUGUGAAUGUGCUUGUAGCUAUAAAAAUGAAGGACCCAUUACACUAGACAUGUUUUACCUGUUGGCUUAGUUAUUGCUGCUGUUUGAAAUACCUAAGAAACAGCCCAUUUAUUGCGUCCAUCAUUAACGACCUCCUAAAACGUUGGAACCUCCUCUGUUAGAAUCCAAUGUCUCAACCUUAUUAUGACAUCACAGAAGGUUCUGUUUUUGCCUUCCUCUCUCUCCCUGUUGGUUAAUGGCCUCCGCCUAUCAGGUGGCACCGUUUGUCAAACUGGGUAGCAGUUUACUUACUGGCUACUCUGUGCCACUCACUUCUCACCUCAAACCUGUUUUUGUUGCCUUUUUGUUUUUUAGUAGAACUGUGUUUCCGUGUCCUACGGUCUCUCUUUCUUCAUGUAAAGUGUUUACGGUUCAGUGUGGUUCUUUGUGAAGGCUCCAGUUAAGACCUAUGUGAAGUCAGAGUUCCACUGCAACAUGGAGUUUAGUUGGGUUAGUAGAUGGUAUCAUUCAACUGCAUGGGAUUCUGACUUGAUUUCAUAAAGAUCUUUAUUUUAUUUAUUUUUAAUUUUGAGGGGGGAUGAUUUUUCAAAUGUUCAUUUUGUGGUUUUCUGUAUCGUUUGUUGUUUUUGGCUCAGAGUUAUUGCAAGCAUCCCCUGUUCACAUUUGCAUGCAUGCUCUUAUUAAAUUGACAAAGGCCUUGGUACUAGUCUGGAUCAAUGGUUACAUUUUGGGAUUACCAUUUCAAUAUUUAUGACCCCCCCCUCCCCGCUCCCCAAUAGCAGAUUUGUAUAUUAUAUUUACUCCCAAUAGCAGGUCCCAAUGUAUAUUAUAUUUACUCCCAAUAGCAGGUCCCAAUGUAUAUUAUAUUUAUUGAAGUGUAAUAACUACUGAUGUGAUAAAAUGAAGUGCUGAAACACCUCAAGCCUCUGAAAACCAACGUCCUGUAAAGAUGCGUCAGUAACUGACGUCCUUGUGCUGUGAGAACGUAAUAUUACGUAAAGACGUUUCUCUGUGCUUACAAACCUCAAAUUUCCUGCCAAGUUCAAUUGAGUCAAGUUAAAAUAAAGUUUAUUUUUUAUUCAUUUUUAUACACAUCAAUGUAUUAGACACUCCUGAUGACUACCUACAAGUCUGGUAUUGAAGCCUUGUGAAUAUAUGACUGCCCUUCGAGUCAGUUUUAGUAUGUUAACAUGGCUCAAUAUGAAGCUCCUCUUCCUCUAGUAUUUACAUAGUGUAUGCAGCUCAUGAAUUGGAGCCAUCACAUCUGUAUCAUGUAAGAGCUCUGUUGGUACAGAAGUGUGUACAAGGAAUAUUACUUGCCACAGCACAAGGACAUUUGCCUCGUGCAUCUGCUUUAAGCCCAUGAUAAAGCUCUAUUGAGUGAUUUGGAGUCCUCAGAGGUAUCCCUUGACCCUCGUUAGUGUUAAUGAACAGCAGUUUGAUCCCUGAUAACGAUCAGAGAACAUGCUAUACAGUAGCUUCUGUAUUAAUCUCUAUAUUUUUUAAUGUUCUAGCAAUGCUGCAAAUUCUGCCAAUAACCCCAAAACAAGCAAGUGAUUUGGUUGUUCAAAGAUUUUGUUUUGUAAUCUUAAGAAUUAUGCAAACUGGUUUAUCUUUUGAUUUGAGAAUUUAUUUUUUAUUGAGUUUCUUCUGCUGAUAUUUAAACAACACUGUCUAUAGUCUGGAAAGCUUAAUAGGACGGGACUUUUUAUCACGCUGACCUGAUAGGACGGGACUUUUUAUCACGCUGAUCUGAUAGGACGGGACUUUUUAUCACGCUGAUCUGAUAGGACGGGACUUUUUAUCACGCUGAUCUGAUAGGACGGGACUUUUUAUCACGCUGAUCUGAUAGGACGGGACUUUUUAUCACGCUGAUCUGAUAGGACGGGACUUUUAUAUUGAUCUGAAUGUACUGUACCUGUAAAUAUAUCCGCCAGAAAUCCUUUCUGCUAAUGCAAUGUCUAACCUCUUUACUGUGUCUAAGGCUACGUUUACACAUGCAGCCCAAUUCUGAUCUGUUGCCCAAUCAGAUCAGAUCUUUUGCUAAUAUUGGGGCAAAAUAUCAGAAUUGGGCUGCCUGUGUAAAUGCAACUUAAGAAAAAUUACAAGAAAAGGAACACUGGAAAUAUGCUGUGCACAAUGUGUAUGUUCUGGAAUUUAACAGUUAUUUUCUGAAAUGAAUAAAUUUGUGAAGCUAUUAA
Messenger RNA from Salvelinus fontinalis (brook trout), 5118 nucleotides. Its product is annotated as pantothenate kinase 1-like. Gene Ontology annotation, biological process: coenzyme A biosynthetic process. The transcript is spliced from 7 exons. The coding region runs from base 469 to 1821 and encodes 450 amino acids. Gene Ontology annotation, cellular component: cytosol; nucleus. Gene Ontology annotation, molecular function: pantothenate kinase activity; ATP binding. Lineage: Eukaryota; Metazoa; Chordata; Actinopteri; Salmoniformes; Salmonidae. The record is from RefSeq and is a predicted model, not a curated record.